CCUCUUAUCAGCCUCCUCAGUUUUUAGGGUUUUUUCUCCUUCUCCUUUCAUCGAAACCAUUUGCAAGAGGUUAAAGAGACGGCUAGUGAUCGCUGUCCGCCUUGUACGAGCUUCUAGCUUUGUCUUGGCCCUUAGUUUUUGUACCAAAUCCCUCAGUUUUAGUAUCUUUGUCGAUUUGUUUGAGUAGCGAUAAUGGUGAAACCCACUAAGGCUGAAAAGAAGAUCGCCUACGACGCGAAGCUGUGUCAACUCCUGGAUGAGUACACCCAGAUCCUGAUUGUGGCGGCGGACAACGUCGGAUCGAACCAGCUACAGAGCAUUCGGAAGGGUUUGCGAGGUGACUCUAUCGUUCUUAUGGGUAAGAACACAAUGAUGAAGAGAUCCAUCAGGAUGCAUGCCGAGAAAACCGGCAACAAUGCUUACCUCAACCUUAUCCCCCUCCUCCAGGGCAAUGUCGGGUUGAUCUUCACCAAGGGUGAUCUGAAGGAAGUGAGCGAGGAGGUUGCCAAGUACAAGGUUGGAGCUCCCGCUCGUGUGGGUUUGGUCGCUCCAAUUGAUGUGGUUGUUCCUCCUGGCAACACCGGUCUCGACCCAUCACAGACAUCUUUCUUCCAGGUUCUUAACAUUCCCACAAAGAUUAACAAGGGUACUGUCGAAAUUAUCACCCCUGUGGAGCUCAUCAAGAAGGGUGAAAAGGUCGGGUCCUCUGAGGCUGCCCUUUUGGCCAAGCUUGGCAUCCGACCCUUCUCGUACGGUCUCAUUGUUGAGUCAGUGUACGACAAUGGCUCCGUCUUCAGCCCCGAGGUGCUCGACCUCACAGAGGAUGACCUUAUGGAAAAGUUUGCUGCUGGUGUCUCCAUGGUCACUGCUCUGGCUCUAGCCGUGUCUUACCCGACCCUUGCUGCUGCCCCUCACAUGUUCAUCAAUGCUUACAAGAACGUGCUGUCUGUUGCCUUAGCCACUGAAUACUCCUUCCCUCAGGCAGAGAAAGUGAAGGAAUUCCUCAAGGAUCCGAGCAAGUUUGCGGUGGCAGCUGCACCGGUUGCAGGAAAUGCAGGUGGUGCUGCUCCAGCUGCUGCAGCCAAGGAAGAGGAGAAGAAGGAAGAGCCAGCUGAAGAGUCGGAUGACGACAUGGGUUUCAGCCUCUUCGACUAAAUUAAACUUUAAGCAUUUAGGGUUUUGUUUUGUUUUGUUUGUUUCCUCUGAAGUGAGAUACACUUGGACCUUCAGUUUGUUUUCUUGCUUGUUUCCAAUGACAUUCCCGUUUCAGUGUCAAGAGUUUUAGCAGUUAUUUAUAUAUCUUGCAUUAUAUAAAAGAGUCGUUUGCUAGUGA
This is a messenger RNA of Tarenaya hassleriana, 1333 nucleotides long. Its product is annotated as 60S acidic ribosomal protein P0-like. The coding region runs from base 193 to 1155 and encodes 320 amino acids. Gene Ontology annotation, cellular component: cytosolic large ribosomal subunit. Lineage: Eukaryota; Viridiplantae; Streptophyta; Magnoliopsida; Brassicales; Cleomaceae. The record is from RefSeq and is a predicted model, not a curated record. The transcript is spliced from 5 exons. Gene Ontology annotation, molecular function: large ribosomal subunit rRNA binding; structural constituent of ribosome. Gene Ontology annotation, biological process: ribosomal large subunit assembly; ribosome biogenesis; cytoplasmic translation.